Messenger RNA from Linepithema humile (Argentine ant), 2288 nucleotides. RefSeq names its product ceramide synthase schlank (gene schlank). Gene Ontology annotation, cellular component: membrane. Gene Ontology annotation, biological process: ceramide biosynthetic process. Gene Ontology annotation, molecular function: DNA binding; sphingosine N-acyltransferase activity. Lineage: Eukaryota; Metazoa; Arthropoda; Insecta; Hymenoptera; Formicidae. The record is from RefSeq and is a predicted model, not a curated record.
UCAGGGUGAGAAACUUCGGUCACCAUUGCUUCGAGUGUAAACGGUAAUUUUACAAAAAUUGUAAUACAUGUUUCUAUACGACGAUGUAACGAUCGAUAAACGACACCGCUGGCUGCAAAUACAUAUAAAUAUUGCGAAAUUGAAUCGAUGCCGUUCGUCACGCCACUGAAUCUAGCGACUCUACAGCCUCAUGGUCGUUUGAUGACUCACCACGGGCAUAGAAAAAUGAAUAUUUUGAGAAAUAUAUCAGCGACCUUUUGGUCACCGGAUAUUUGGUUGCCUCCUAAUAUAACAUGGGAUGACAUCAGUCCAAACUCAGACAAUAAUUAUGCUAAUUAUCAACAUUUAAUAUGUCCCUUGCCUAUGGCAUUCAUUCUCUUAGGAAUAAGAUUUAGUUUGGAAAGGUAUUUGUUUGCUCCUUUUGGCAGAUCUCUUGGUAUAAAAAAUAGCAAAAAUAAAAAGGCAGUAUCCAAUGAAAUAUUAGAAAAAGCAUAUCUCAGCAAGAAAACUAAAUAUAAGCAGAUUUUGGCAAUGGCUAAACAAUUAGAUUGGUCUGAAAGGCAAGUAGAGCGAUGGUUACGACUACGUCGUUCUCAAGAUAAACCAUCUACACUUACGAAGUUCUGUGAAAGCUGUUGGAGAUGUUUGUAUUAUACAUAUUCAUUCGUUUAUGGCCUUUACAUUCUAUGGGAUAAACUAUGGCUUUGGGAUAUCAAGUACUGUUACUAUGGUUAUCCGUAUCAUCCAGUUACCAGUGACGUAUGGUGGUAUUAUAUGAUAUCAAUGGCAUUUUAUUGGGCAUUAAGCUUUUCUCAAUUUUUCGAUGUAAAGAGGAAAGACUUCUGGCAAAUGUUCAUUCAUCAUAUAGCCACAAUAUUGCUUAUGUGUUUCUCGUGGGUUGGAAACCUAACAAGGAUUGCUCUGGUCUUAUUGGUACAUGAUUGUGCAGAUAUAUUUAUGGAGGUGGCAAAAAUGGCCAAGUAUGCAAAUUAUCAGAAAGUGUGUGAUUGUGUAUUCGGCAUAUUUACAAUACUAUGGAUUGUGACACGUGUGGGUAUUUAUCCAUUUUGGAUAAUUUACAGCACGUCUAUAGAAGCGCCUAAGAUAGUGCCGAUGUUCCCUGCUUACUAUAUCUUUAAUUCUUUAUUAUUUUUACUACUGUUUCUUCAUGCGAUUUGGACUUAUUUAAUCAUUAAGAUCGCAUAUCGCGCUUUCAAUGCUGGUCAGAUGGAGGGUGAUAUUCGCAGUAAUAGCAGCGACGAAGUAUCCGACACUUCAGUCAAUAAUACUCCCAUAAACAAUACCGCAAAUUACAUUAACAAAUCGAAUUCAAAACCGAAAGCCCACUAACAAAAACAACACGCUAGACGAGUUAUUUUAGUAACCGUUUCCAAGGCAGAGAGUUCAUCCGGGCAUUUAUCCAGGUGCUAAUCUCUUCCUACUAUUAUAAUAAAAUCUUCAAUGCGAUUUUAAUCUCAUAAUCUAAAACUUUAACAUUAACGUAUCUAUCUAAUCUCAUGAAAUUUAAAUAUAUCUUACAUAUAUUUUUUUUUCUACUUUCCUUUCGGUGGUAUUUUUCUUGAAGCAGUCCAAUGCUUCGUGACAAAUUUGUCAGAUAUUUGUGUAUAGACGAGUAAUAUGGAUAAAGGACAACGAAAACAAAUGGGGACAAUCCUUAUUAUUCGUAUCAUUAGUUUAUACAUCUUUACGCUAUUUAAGAAUUAAUUAUAUACUUCUUUAACGAAUUCUUAAUGCUUAGUUAAGAUAAGAAUGGACCAAAGCUGCAAGACGUUCAGUGUCUGAACUGUAUCGAUUGUCUCAAAGUCUCCGAUAUCGUAUAACUAUUUUGAAGAAAAAAAAAAACAUAACGUAUUUAUUUAUUUUCAUAUGCUUUGUGAGCGUCAGUCAGUAAUCAAUAAGUGAGUCAGUCAGUAAUGAAUAACUCAUAAUAAAUUUCUACUAAUUAAUCACAUAUUCUCUCUCUCUUUAAGAGAUCUCUUUCAGCGUAAAGUUCAACCAAAAAUAUUUGUGUACUAGUGCAUAAUCCGCAAAUUGCGAUGGUAUUUAGUUUAGCAUAUUACAAUAUAUUCCGCGGUAUUUAUGUCGCUUUAGUCGCUGGAACAAGCUACUUUUUGCAUUUGUCAAUGAAUCAAUGUUAUAUAAAAUUGUACGUUGUACUUACAUGUGAGUCUGCAAAUCAUCGGCAUUAAUUAUUCUUACAAUAUAUAAUACGACUGCAAUCGUCCUCGUGUAUCUCUAAUAAAAUUUUUUGCUGAUUCUGAAAUUUA